This is a messenger RNA of Nezara viridula (southern green stink bug), 291 nucleotides long. Lineage: Eukaryota; Metazoa; Arthropoda; Insecta; Hemiptera; Pentatomidae. The record is from the annotation of a GenBank genome assembly.
AUGGAUUGGUAUCCAACAGAGCACGUGAGAAAGAGAGGACGCCCGCCGACCGACUGGGACAAGGAGAUGAAGAAGACCUGCGGGGGAGCAGCCUGGAAGAGAGUAGCAUUAGAGAGGAAAGAAUGGAAAAGGAUGGGACAGAAAACGAGGUUGAAUGAUUUUCCUACUUUUGAUAUCAGACUAUUUGAGGAGGUAGAAACAGAGUACAUAAAAAACAGUGUUGUGAACUCAACAGGACAGAGGGACAUCAGAGCCCCUAUAACGGCUCUGACUGCGCUGGGACAGCUCUAA